Molecule: messenger RNA, 2158 nt
Organism: Raphanus sativus (radish)
Lineage: Eukaryota; Viridiplantae; Streptophyta; Magnoliopsida; Brassicales; Brassicaceae
Product: auxin response factor 11
Exons: 11
Coding region: 168-1913 (581 amino acids)
Biological process (GO): regulation of DNA-templated transcription; response to hormone
Cellular component (GO): nucleus
Molecular function (GO): protein binding; DNA binding
Source: RefSeq, a predicted model, not a curated record
CUCGUUAAAGAAAAUAGAGUUUUUCUUUUUCUUUUCUUUUUUUUUACUUUCUCUUAACCUUCUUUGAUGACUCUUGUCUUCUUUCUUCUUGUGUGUUUCUCUGCUGAGUUAGUUGCUUUGUGUGUGUUUUAGUUUUAGUUUUGGUUUGGUUUUAUUUGCUUCCUUCGAUGGCGAAUGUUAAAAAUGAUCAACUGUACAUGGAGCUGUGGAAAGCGUGCGCAGGGCCACUUGUGGAAGUACCUCGUUAUGGUGAAAGAGUUUUCUACUUCCCUCAAGGUCACAUGGAACAACUGGUGGCUUCGACUAAUCAAAGAGUCGUUGAUAAAGAUAUACCAGUUUUCAAUCUUCCUCCAAAGAUACUUUGUCGAGUUCUUAACGUCAUGUUAAAAGCAGAGAACGAAACAGAUGAGGUUUACGCUCAGAUCACAUUACGACCUGAGGAAAAUCAAAGUGAACCAACAAGCAUUGAUCCACCUCCAACAGAACCUGCUAAACAAACUGUUGACUCCUUUGUUAAGAUUCUAACAGCUUCUGAUACAAGUACUCAUGGUGGCUUCUCUGUUCUUCGUAAACACGCCACUGAGUGUCUCCCUUCACUUGAUAUGACACAAGCUACACCAACUCAAGAACUGGUAGCAAGAGAUCUCCACGGAUAUGAAUGGAGGUUUAAGCAUAUAUUCAGAGGGCAACCUAGGAGGCAUUUACUUACAACUGGUUGGAGUACAUUUGUAACCUCUAAAAGACUUGUAGCUGGAGAUGCUUUUGUGUUCUUGAGGGGUCAUCAAAAUGGUGAUUUACGAGUUGGCGUGAGACGUUUAGCUAAGCAACAAAGCACAAUGCCUGCAUCGGUUAUCUCGAGUCAGAGUAUGCAUUUGGGAGUUCUUGCUACAGCUUCUCAUGCUUUUAACACAACAACUAUGUUUGUUGUCUUGUACAAGCCUAGGAUAAGCCAAUUCAUAAUAGGUGUGAACAAGUAUAUGGAUGCGAUGAAGAAAGGAUUUGGUAUUGGUAUGAGGUUUAGGAUGAGGUUUGAAGGAGAAGAGUCUCCUGAGAGAGUGUUUACGGGUACUAUUGUUGGUAGUGGAGAUCUAUCUCCUCAAUGGCCAGCUUCCAAGUGGAGAUCAUUGCAGAUCCAAUGGGACGAGCCAUCUACUGUUCAGAGACCAAACAAGGUCUCACCGUGGGAGAUUGAGCCUUUCUUGCCAUCCACGCUAACUACAUCACCUACUCAACCACAUUCAAAGUCCAAACGGUCCAGGCCCAUUGAUAUAUCAGUUUCAGAUCUUGACCAGGUCAUAGGUAACUUCUUGAGCAGCUUCCCUAAGAGCCACGAACCUACUCCAUCACUCAAACCGUUGUUUCAAGAUCCAUCAAGUGAAAGAAACUCGAACAAAACGGAGGCUCCACCCUCAAGUUGCUGUAGGUUAUUCGGAUUUGAUCUCAAGAGCAAGCCUGCUUCUGCCCCAAACCCUCCUGACAAGCAACUAAUAACCAUUGACUCAAAUAACUCUGGUUUUACCAAAUGUCAAGAUCCUAACUCAUGGAAGGAUCAGAAGCAACACACAUCAUCAACAAGAAGCCGAACCAAGGUGCAAAUGCAAGGAACAGCGGUGGGACGUGCUGUUGAUUUAACAUUGUUGAGAUCAUACGAUGAGUUAAUCAGUGAGUUAGAGAAAAUGUUUGAGAUUGAAGGAGAGCUUAGGACUAAAGACAAAUGGACUAUUGUGUUUACUGAUGAUGAAGGAGAUAUGAUGCUUGUUGGAGACGAUCCAUGGAAUGAGUUCUGUAAAAUGGCGAAGAAGUUGUUCAUAUAUCCAAGUGACGAGGUCAAGAAAAUGAGCUCAAAGUCACUGUCGGAUGAUGAAAUUACGAUCAUCAAUCUUGAAUCGGACCAGAGGGCAGUUAAACUUUGAAUAUGACGAAGCUCCUGGCUUCUUCUUGGGUUUGAUUCUCUCACGGAGUCACGAAGUUAGGUGGUUUGUUUCUUUAGUUGAAGUCAUUAGGUGGUUUGUUAUUUUGACGUUAAGAUCUAUAUUAUAUGUUAUUUAACAUAAAGACAAUAUUACAUGUUUGUCGUAAUGACUAAUGAUGUGUUAGAAAAAUAAAAUAUGAUGUGUUAUUUUAUCAUCAUAUUUUCUCUUUUCAAGAAGAAAUAAAA